This is a messenger RNA of Salvelinus sp. IW2-2015, 579 nucleotides long. The record is from RefSeq and is a predicted model, not a curated record. Lineage: Eukaryota; Metazoa; Chordata; Actinopteri; Salmoniformes; Salmonidae.
GGAAGUAAAAAAUGGAAAACAGCGCGCUUGUUUGAAAUGGAAAAGCGUCUCGGUAGCUAUUGACAACAGUGUGAUUCACUCAAAGUUUGCAUUUCGUCUUCUUAUAUUUUGUAGACAGCAAUACAUACCCUAUAUGCACGGAUAAAUAUACAGUUGUCCUUUAGGAUACGUUUGUUUACCGUCCACGAUYAUGCUGUUCAAUGCAUGUAACGUUAACGUUCAACUUAGCCAGCUGCUAGCUGCUAACGUUAGCUCUUCCUACUUUGCUUUGUAACGUUAGCUACUCUCUCCGACCGAGAAAGUUGUCAACACCCAAGCUCUAUGAUGGCUACUAGAGACAGCAGCCGCAUCAUGCUGCUGAAUGAAGAAGUGAGGAGUUUAUCUGAGGAGUUAGUGACAUGCCAGGCUGACAAGGAGUUUGUGUGGUCCCUAUGGAAACGCCUCCAAGUGGCCAAUCCGGACCUGACCCAGGCCGUCAGUCUAGUGGUCGAACGAGAGAAAUGGAAAGCUGAAGCCAAGGACCGCAAGGUGCUGGAGAUCCUGCAMGCCAAAGACUACAAGAUCCAGGAGCUGGACCAG